AUGACUUCCCCGUUUCAGUACCGCGAUGACUUGGAUCUCAGCUCCAACGUCCAGCAGCUCUCAUGCAGGCCACAGAUCCAGCCAUUCGCCGGCCGCGUAGGUGGCAACCAGGGUUUAGUUCUGGACCGUCAGGAUCCAAGCAAUGCAGAUAUCUUGAAGAAGACGCCCGAUGCGGCGCCCUUGAUGGCAUUUCAUGAUGCUUGGAAUCCAUCUGGGUUUGUGGAUUGGAACCUGUGGCGAUUCGGGCUAGUUGAAUGCGUAGGUACCAUGAUGCUGUCUUUCAUCACAGCCUGGGUCUCGACGACUUCUACAAAUACCCCAACGAGCUCGGUAUCAGACCCGGCGGGGAUCUUCGGUACCCCAGCCUUUCUUGGUCCGCUGUUUGGUGGCAUAAUGAACUGGCUGUUUUUGACAUUAUUCAUCUUCACGUUUUCCUCUAUUAGCGGCAGCCAUUUAAACCCGACGAUCACGCUUGCGACCUUCUUCGCCCGGUUGAUAUCCCUACCGCGCAUGGUCAUCUAUUUGGCUAGUCAAAUAUUGGGUGGGACGCUUGCGGGUUGGAUUCUAGAGGCCGCGUGGGGAUCACGGAACUUCCGCGUAGGCGGUUGCUAUAUCGAUACGCAGCUGGUACCUGUUCGGCAAGCGUUUGUGUUGGAGUUUAUAUGUUGUCUGAUUCUAAUCUUCCUCUCCUUUGGUGUGGGGUUAGAUCCGCGACAGGUGCAGGUGUACGGAGCGGCGCUCUCCCCCUGGUUAGUAGGGUUAGUUCUGGGUGUUGUCAGCUGGGGAUCUGCCUAUACGCGGGUCGGAUAUGAUGGCGCCUCAUUGAACCCGGCGAGAUGCUUUGGAGUCUAUGUGGGAUCCUAUUUUCCAGGGUAUCAUUGGAUUCACUGGGUUGGACCGUUGGCUGCAUCUAUUGGACAUGGGAUGGUGUAUUUCCUGGUACCCCCAUGGAAGGCAUGA
Aspergillus ochraceoroseus IBT 24754 is the source of this 960-nucleotide messenger RNA. RefSeq lists its product as uncharacterized. Gene Ontology annotation, biological process: transmembrane transport. The transcript has 4 exons. Gene Ontology annotation, cellular component: membrane. Bases 1 to 960 code for a protein of 319 amino acids. The record is from RefSeq and is a predicted model, not a curated record. NCBI's taxonomy places the organism in Eukaryota, Fungi, Ascomycota, Eurotiomycetes, Eurotiales, Aspergillaceae. Gene Ontology annotation, molecular function: channel activity.